GGACUGUAGUAGUCCUUCUCUUCUGAGAACUAGGUAUGUCCACUACAUGAUGUUAUGAUGUGGAAUACCAAUAACCGAAAAUCACAAAACCAUGACAAGUGUUCAUCUGUUUUUAUGCUUAUGCUUUUGAGAUUGUCAAAAACUUGGAGAAACUCUGGAAGAACAGCAGAAACACGUUUUAGUAGCUUUUAGAAAUGCUGGCCUGAAGACUUGCUCGAGAAGUACAUGAAACACAGGUGUCCGUCUGACAGGAAGAAUGCACUUAGUUUAAUUGCAAGGUAUUUAUUAGAAGUAUAUUUUGGAGUAGUUAUGGCCUUGGAGAAACCACUGGCUCUUACAAAUGACUGUUCACUUUCAAUGCAUAGUGAAAUCUGUUUGGCUGGCAUGCUCAGAAGUGGUUACAGGUUUUCUCUUGUAGAAUUCUCCAACUCCGCAUUUGUGUUGGGGCCACAGGAGCUGUACAAAACCUGAAAGCAACAAUGGCUGUGAAGUGACUUGUAUUGUUGCUAGAUGGUGGCCAGAUUUCUACCUCGUGUAGCUUAACACAUGGCCAUGUUUCAAAAGCACUCCUAAAUUUGCAAGAACAUGGUUGUAUUUGGCAACUGUAGUGAUGUAAACUAAUCACUGUAGUGAUGUGAGCUAAAAGUGCUUGCUUCAAAAUGAUGGAAUUCUUUCUCUCUCUUUCUUUUUUUUUUAAAUCUGAUCUGAUGUUUUAAAAUGAUCGCAAUUCUAAAAUUUCUGGCAGUACAACCUCUUAUUUUGCUGCACUAAUAAUUCUGUAAUCUAGCACCUCUUGCAGGAAAAUAUUGUAUUGACUUGUAAAUGUAUAGAAAUGAAGAACAUCUGAACAAAAAGGGCCAAGAUUAUUUGGGAUUUGAUGACCAGCUCCAUUAAGGUCACUGAAAAGCUCAAGCCCAUGUGGUUUAAUUAUCUAAGUGAGAAAUAGGACCUUUUCUCACAUCUCCAUUCUAAUCCCAUCUGCCUGCUUGCAUGGCCAUGUGCUGCCAGUAGAUGGGCCUUCGUCAGGGUGAGGCAGAGGAGGGAGCACAGUGCCUGCAGUUCAGCUGGUCUUCUGGCCAAAACCCAAGGCAAGAGAGCAUUACUCCAGCUCCCAUCUGGAAAAUGUAUCCCGAGUGAGCUGCUGCAAUCCUGUGGUUGUCCUCUUAGCUCAUGUAUGCUCUGGCUUCACCUUCACUCUGUAAAAGUCUGGUUAGUGUUAGUAUGGUAAGCGCGUAGUGUAGGCAGGCUGGGAGAUGCACUUUAUUGAAGGGAAACAUCCAAUGCCAAUAUGUAUUUACGUGCAUGCUAGCUUUGUCCUGAUAAAGAAAUCACAUUAAGCCAAAAAACAAAAAGUUGAGAUAUUUCUGUAAAGCACAGCUGUCUGAAAGGGGGUUUUUAAACUCCAUUCUUCCUACUUCAUUUGUCUCUCUGGCAGCUCUCCCAGCCCCGUCUCAAGGCAGCAAUGCUUAGCUUAUGACUCUGAUGGGCUCUUCCAGUAAAACUCCUGUGCUUGAGCUGAACGUAUUUCCAGAAAUUAUUAUUUUUUUAACAGCAAGUGUUAAUACAAGAAGGUGGCCUUUUAGAUACUUUCUGAGUUUAGCGUCAGGACUGGUCUCUUACUGCCCAGUUGGCUUCAGCACUGAAGUGCAGAUGUCUGCUGGCAAGACAGGUUAAGGAAGGGUGUGACAGUGCUCUGAGCAAGACUGAGGCUGCCUGCAGGUAAGCCCCUGCCUCUCAGUGCUGGUGUGAGGGCAUGAGCUGGUGCUGCAGCACUUCUGCUGGGCACUGGGCUUAGCCUGAAGCUCCCAAGGUCUGCUGCCGUGGGGGCUGUGGCUCUGAGGUGAGGUGGGCGUUUUGGGAUGGCUGCAGGCGGGUGAGUGCAGAGAGAGCUUGAGUAGGUCAGGGUUUGUGCUCCAAUUCCCCUUGGGGAGAGAGGCUAAUGCUGUCAGUGUACAGUUAUUAUCUUUUAUUGUAAUUAUGUCUACGCCCUUCUUAAUGAGACAAGGGCUGUGCUAUGCCCAUAGAGACUAGGAUGUGAAUUUUAUCUUGGAGAAACUGUAUCUAGAUAAAAGUCAAUAUGCAACAGUGAAAGAACAAGCCAAAAGGAGGAUUUUGGGUAAACAACAAAGGAUAUGUUUAGUUAGGGUAGCUAAUGUAUGGUAAUUGUAUAAUAAGUUGCCACUAGAAACAAUCAUAACUUUAAAGUGGAAGUCACUCUGCAUUGUACAGCCGCUGCAGACUGCUUUUAAUGGUAUGUACACAAAGAUAACUUUUGCUGCUCAGAGGCUUUUUAAUGGUCCUGUGUAGAAUUUUCAGGUCAUUUCAUUGUUCUCUUUCACUGCAGUGAGGGUAUGAAAAAGAAGACAAUCUUACCAUGCUCAUGGAAACAAAACUACAGUCAGAAAAAUAGCAAUACUACUGAAAAUGCAGUUUGUUCUCUUGCAGUAGCAAUGCGAAUGCAGAACAUGGUAAAGAAUACAGAGCGAUGGAUCCAGUCCCAGCAGCUCAGGAAGUGGGAUAUCCGCUGCUUGAAGCUUCAGCCCCUCUCACCAGUGCCUAGCGAUAUUGAGAUUUCCCGAGCACAGAGUCCAAAAGCCGUUGAUGUACUUGCCAAGGAGAUAGGAUUGCUUACAGAUGAAAUUGAAAUCUAUGGCCAAACCAAAGCCAAAGUACGUUUGUCCCUGCUGGAAAGGUUAAAGGAUCAACCAGAUGGAAAAUAUGUUCUAGUUGCUGGAAUAACCCCUACACCCCUAGGAGAAGGGAAAAGCACAGUCACAAUUGGACUUGUUCAGGCUCUUACUGCACACCUUAAGAUUAAUUCCUUUGCUUGUCUGAGACAACCUUCCCAAGGACCUACUUUUGGAGUUAAAGGUGGAGCAGCUGGUGGUGGAUAUGCUCAAGUGAUUCCCAUGGAGGAGUUCAAUCUUCAUUUGACUGGAGAUAUUCAUGCUAUAACUGCUGCAAAUAAUUUGCUGGCUGCUGCUAUUGAUGCUAGGAUCUUGCACGAGAGCACUCAGUCUGAUAAGGCUUUAUAUAAUAGGCUGGUUCCAGUAGUUAAUGGCGUGAGAGGAUUUUCUUCUAUUCAGCUUGCCCGUCUGAGAAGACUGGGGAUAAAUAAGACUGAUCCUGAAACUUUAAUAGAAGAGGAGAUCAGUAGAUUUGUGCGCCUUGAUAUUGACCCUUCUACCAUAACAUGGCAAAGAGUUGUGGAUACAAAUGACAGAUUCUUACGCAAGAUAACAGUUGGCCAGGCAAAUACAGAAAAAGGAUUUGUCCGCCAGGCUCAAUUUGAUAUUGCUGUUGCAAGUGAAAUUAUGGCCAUCCUUGCACUUACCACUAGUCUGGAAGAUAUGAAGGAGAGGCUGGGGAAAAUGGUGGUGGCUAAUGACAAGAAGGGAGAACCAGUAACAGCAGAGGAUUUGGGAGUAACAGGUGCUCUGGCAGUUUUGAUGAAAGAUGCGAUUAAGCCAACACUAAUGCAAACAUUAGAGGGAACGCCAGUAUUUGUUCAUGCUGGACCUUUUGCUAACAUUGCACAUGGAAAUUCUUCCAUUUUGGCAGAUAAAAUUGCCCUUAAACUAGUUGGGGAAAAGGGUUUUGUAGUAACUGAAGCUGGCUUUGGUGCUGACAUUGGGAUGGAGAAAUUCUUCAACAUCAAAUGCAGAGCCUCUGGCUUGGUUCCCAAUGUAGUUGUACUUGUUGCUACAGUGAGGGCUUUGAAGAUGCAUGGAGGUGGGCCAAAUGUAACUGCUGGUGCCCCUCUGAAGAAAGAAUACACAGAAGAGAACCUCCAGCUGGUAGCUGAUGGCUGCUGUAAUCUUCAGAAACAGAUCCAAAUUACUCAGCUCUUUGGGGUUCCUGUUGUGGUUGCUCUAAAUGUCUUCAAAACUGACUCUCCUGCUGAGGUUGAUCUUGUGUGUGAGAUUGCAAAGCAGUCUGGAGCAUUUGAUGCUGUACCCUGCAAUCACUGGUCAGAUGGUGGUAGAGGAGCAGUAAAAUUAGCUCAAGCUGUGGAAAUGGCAGCCAAUCAGAAAAGCAGUUUCAAAUAUCUCUACAACUUGGAGCUUCCGAUUAUUGAAAAAAUAAAGAUCAUUGCUCAGAAAGUAUAUGGAGCAAAGGAUAUAGAGUUAUCUCCGGCUGCACAGUCAAAAAUUGAUCGUUACACCCGGCAGGGAUUUGGAGAACUUCCUAUUUGCAUGGCAAAAACUCACCUAUCCCUGUCCCAUCAACCAGAGAGGAAGGGUGUUCCUACUGGUUUCAUUUUACCAAUUAGUGAUGUGAGAGCCAGUAUUGGAGCUGGAUUCAUCUACCCGCUGGUAGGAACGAUGAGCACUAUGCCAGGACUGCCCACAAGGCCAUGCUUCUAUGACAUUGACCUUGACCCCAUCACAGAGCAAGUGAAGGGAUUGUUUUGAUACUGAGGUCCAAAUUCAGAAGCAUGGAAAUUAAGAACUGCAGCUUCCCCGUUUCCUGCAAAUAAGAGACAAAAGUGAAUUUGAAAUAUUCCUGUUAUGUGUCCCUGGAAGAAUGUCAAGAUAGACCAAAGAGCAAAAGUUUACUCUUUCUUCAAACUAGUUUUUAUGAUGAAAUAUAGCUGUAAGGUUUUUGUUGUUUUGUUUGUUUGGUUUUUUAUUAAGAAAAAAGCUAAAGCUAAUGUUUCUCCCCGUAGUGCAAAAAGUCCUCUGCUGGGUCUUGUACUUGUUUGUGGAUAAAAUGACAUGGAAAAAGCAGAAUUUUUCUCUUUAGAGUUUUCAUCUUUUCUCAGAGGAGUUAACAAAAGUAUUUCCCUUAUCCUUGGCUAUCUAAAAACUUACGCAAACAUUAUUAUUCUCUGUGACUGAGCCUGUUCCUCUCAGAAAAAUAUACUUUGGCUCCUGGCAUUCAGGAGCAGAAGCUGCACACAGAUUAACUGCGCAUUUUUGAGUUAUCAUCAAGUGUUGCUCUGGAUGCAUUUGGGCAACAGCCAAGCUUCAAGCAAGGAAGAUUCUAAGUGGGGAAAGAACAGAGCAUGCAUUCUGUGAAGGGUUUUUAGUAUAUAAUUUGUUUCCUUCAUGGACGAAGAUCUUUUGAAACACUUCACCCAUCGCUGUCUCACAUCCAUAGGUCUCUUCAUAUCUCUGAGGCUGUCCAGCUGGUGAUGUGCUUGUUGUGGGGAAGCUGGCUGUGAAUGCUGGUUGUUCAGAGAGGCUCUGUCUGAAGCCCUGUUUUGCUCCUCUUUGUGGCUAAUGCAGCCUCCCACUGUGCUGGCUCCUGACCAGUCCUGUCGCUGGUGGCAUUCGACACCCAGGAACAAGAGAGGAAUGGCCAUCAAGCCAGGAUGCAACAGGAAAUAACUAUGUUGUGCAGUUUUUAACCACCUUGUAAAGCUGGAGUGCGUUUUAUAUUUAAAGCAGAUAUUCAAACAACUUAAAUCCUCAACGGUGUGCUUUAGUUUACCUCCAGUUUCUCAAAUCUGCAGCAAAAUGUGCCUUAAGCAUAUGAUACUGCGUUUAGCUUUUCAGGCUGCUUCUCCUCAGGAAACUCUCACUGACUCUCACUGUUGGUUCCCUCAAUAACAAAAAAAUGCAACAGGACAAAAGGUCUAAUCAAGACAAUGGGACAUGGUUUUUUUUUUAGGUAAAAAGCAGUGAAAUAAUGAUGAGAGAGUUUAUUUUCCUGGUGACGUUUUCCAUCCUGUUGCUUUGCUCUGCUUACGCACAUCUGUAUGGUAUGGGCUUAUACAAUGUAGUUUUGGUUCCUUUUUGCACAGCUACGCUUGGAGACAGAGUUGCAGCACAGUUCCUGGGGUAACUGAGGGUCCUGUUUUGGUUUUUAAAAUCACGAUUCAUUAUUUAUAAACCCAAAACCAUAAUUAUGGACAGAAGAACAAACUGGGGGUAAUUAAAGUAAUUGUCUGUGCCUUCCCUGGAGUAGCACGGAAAUGUCUGCUGACUGCGUUUCAGAACCUAUUCAUAGCACUGUCUCCCAGUGCCAGGGGAUCACUGUGAUGAUAAACUUCAUGAAAAAUAAAGCUGCCUGAUCCUUUAGCCUGAUUAGAUGAUAGAGCUCAUAAUGUCCUAGACUGUGGAUGCUUUAAUUACAUUGAGGCAGGACAAAUGUGCUAAGUAGAAAGCAAGAUUCACAUACGGAUUUCACAGCUCCUCUGGACAGAGAGUUCUGGUAUUUUCUAUUAAAUUGUGCCUCAGAAUACAACCCCACUAUUGAUAUAUAUGUUGUAAUGUAGUCCUAUGCACACUCAGUAGUAUAGCCUAGAAAAACCCCAAAGACUUUUGGAAGAAAAUGAGAGAGGUUUCCAGGCAUAGUUUUUCUGUAUUUCCUAUAGUUAUUUAAAGCCUUGUGAGGUUUUCCCUCUGUCUCACCCAGCAAAAUUCAGAAAACCAUAAGUGUGCCUUCCUUGGGUUCACUGUGGUCACCUCACUGGUGUGUGGGAGUGUCUCCAUGCAGUGUGGGACACAAAGCCUGGCACUGGCUGUCCACACAGACAGUGGGUGUCUGGGGGACAGGUUGUGUAAGCCAUUUAUUUCAAGCUGCUGCUCAAUACCCACACACUUUCUCUAUUGCAGUCUCCAUGCUGUCCCCUCAGGCCGUUCAUGCUGGGACUGCUUUUCUGACCCAUCCGUCUCUCCCUAAAACACCAUUCCAGCUCUAUUCGUUAACAAACAUCCUGCAAUUUUUCUACUGUCACGUGCGCAGGAUUUGUUAUGCUGUUUUGAUAGCUUCAAUAAUUGAAGGAAAGCUGGAAUGGCUCUUUUUUGUUUUGUCCUAGCCUUUUCCCCCCACCUAGUUCACUAUCUGCAAAAUCCCUUGAGCUGUUCCAUUUUUGGCUCUUCAUUUUAUAUUUUAGCAGAGGAUUUGUUAGGAGUAAUUCACAGUGGCCUGUAGGUUCUGUAUUGUAAUCCACAGAGACUGAGCUAUUGGCCAUCUGCAGUGCCUUCCCCUGGGCCACCCAACUACUGGGGCCAAAUGCCUUCAUCGAGGAGGGCUUAAAAUGAGAUCUUUGCAAGGUAAGUGGUACUGCUCAGUGCAUUGCUUGUUGCUGCACAGCUGAGUCUGCAGAUGUGAGGCUCCUGCCUUGCACUGGUUCUGGGCAAUUUUGCAGCUUUGUGAGGCUUCUUGUGCUGAGCCCUGCAUUUGCUAAAGCAUGUAAAAAAACAUCUGGUUGUUUACUAUCAGGUCUGAUUUUAGUAAUAACUGAAUAAUAUGCUGUUGCUACUUCAGAAAAUAAACUCGCUGAAACAGACCACUUACAGCAGAUUUGGUCGAUAUUUAAAAAUCCCAAACUCUGUGUUUUCAGUUGCUGUAAACAUCAAAAUAAAGCGUAUGUGUAUGCUGA
This is a messenger RNA of Numida meleagris (helmeted guineafowl), 7333 nucleotides long. RefSeq names its product methylenetetrahydrofolate dehydrogenase (NADP+ dependent) 1-like (gene MTHFD1L). The record is from RefSeq and is a predicted model, not a curated record. Gene Ontology annotation, cellular component: mitochondrion; cytosol. Gene Ontology annotation, molecular function: ATP binding; methylenetetrahydrofolate dehydrogenase (NADP+) activity; formate-tetrahydrofolate ligase activity. The coding region runs from base 2352 to 4415 and encodes 687 amino acids. Gene Ontology annotation, biological process: tetrahydrofolate interconversion. Lineage: Eukaryota; Metazoa; Chordata; Aves; Galliformes; Numididae. The transcript has 21 exons.